Carassius auratus (goldfish) is the source of this 1686-nucleotide messenger RNA. RefSeq names its product tripartite motif-containing protein 35-like. Gene Ontology annotation, molecular function: protein binding; zinc ion binding. Bases 232 to 1620 code for a protein of 462 amino acids. The record is from RefSeq and is a predicted model, not a curated record. NCBI's taxonomy places the organism in Eukaryota, Metazoa, Chordata, Actinopteri, Cypriniformes, Cyprinidae. The transcript is spliced from 6 exons.
ACACAAGACACAAUCAGUAAGAUAGUAAAAAUGCAGAAACUUUACCCUCUCAAAACACUUACCAGGAAACGACUGUCUCAUUAUUCCACUGCUUUCUGUCUUAUCUGAAUAUCUGGACAAAAUCAAAAACAAAUUAGGAUCAAGAAGGAUUUUUGAGAAGCUUGUUUUUGAGUAGACAACAGAUAUUUGUAAUUCGUGUGGUUAUUGAUGGAUCGUUCAUAAAGAGUGGAAAUGGAUUCACUGUGUGCAGAUGAUUUUUCUUGCCCCGUGUGUAUUGAAAUCUUCAAGGAUCCUGUUGUUUUAUCAUGUAGUCACAGUGUCUGUAAAGAGUGUCUUCAACAGUUCUGGAGAACUAAAGAAACCCAGGAGUGUCCUGUCUGCAGGAGAAGAUCCUCAAGAGAUGCACCUCCAUGUAAUCUAGUGUUAAAAAACGUAUGUGAGUCCCUCCUGAAGGAGAAGAAAGAGAAGUGUUCAUCAGAGUCUGAGGAGCUCUGCAGUUUACACAGUGAGAAACUCAAGCUCUUCUGUCUGGAGGACAAACAGCCGGCGUGUUUAUUCUGCAGAGAUUCAGAGAAACACAUCAAUCACACAUUCAGACCCAUCAGUGAAGCUGUUCCAACUUAUAAGGAUGAGCUCCAUACAGCACUGAAGUCCUUACAAGAGAAAGUUCAGUACAAAGCAAACAUUAAAGAAGAGUUUGAGAAAACAGUUCAACACAUCAAGUCUCAAGCUGAUCAAACAGAGCAGCAGAUUAAACAGCAGUUUGAGAUGCUUCAUCACUUUCUCAGAGAUGAAGAAGAAGCUACAAUCACUGCACUGAGAGAGGAAGAGGAGCAGAAGAAACAUAUGAUGAAUGAGAAGCUGGAGGAGAUCAACACACACAUCUCAGCUCUUUCACACACAAUCAGAGACAUGGAGGAGAUGAUGAAAGACAGUGACGUCUGCUUUCUGAAGAAGUUUCCAGUCUCGAUGGAAAGAGUCCAGAUCUCAUCACAGCCGGAUCCACAGACUCCUUCUGGAGCUCUGAUUCAUGUGCCACGAUACUUGGGAAACCUGCCCUUCAGAGUCUGGAAGAAGAUGCAGGACAUCGUCCAGAACACUCCUGUGAUUCUGGAUCCAAACACAGCUCAGCCACUUCUCGUCCUGUCUGGUGAUCUGACCAGUCUGAGAUGGAGCAACAUCAGGCAACCUCUUUCUGAUAAUCCAGAGAGAUUUGACAUCUAUCCCUGUGUUCUGGGUUCAGAGGGGUUUAACUCAGGAACACACUGCUGGGAUGUGGAGGUUAAAGAGAGCUCAUCCUGGGGUCUUGGUAUAACUACAGCAUCAAACCAGAGGAAGGGAAGUGAUUUUUUUAAGACUGAUGUCUGGAGUGUGCAGCACAAAAUGUUUGAAGACUUUGGUUUUUCAGUUAAGCAGGUUCUUCAAUGUGUGAGAGUGAAUCUAGACUAUGACAGAGGAACAGUGUCAUUCUCUGAUCCUGUAACUAACACACAUCUACACACAUUCACAACCACCUUCACUAAAACAGUCUUUCCGUUCUUUCAUAGCAUCUACCCUCUGAAGAUCUUACCAAUACAUUAUUCUAAGUCUAAUACUAUCUACAACCAAAGUAAAUUCUAGCAUGAACCAGGGGCGGCUUUAGGGGUGGGCUAAAGAGGCUGAAGCCCCAAAUGUUUUCAGUAAAGC